AUGUUAAAAAAAUAUUCGUGGGUCGAAAUUUCAAAACAUAAUAAUGAGAGUGACUGUUGGGUAGUUGUUAAUGGUAUUGUUUAUGAUGUUACUAAAUGGUUACCUUGUCAUCCAGGUGGUAAAGAUGCUAUUUUACUAUCUGCUGGUAAUGAUAUAACUAAUUUGUUUGAAUCAUACCAUCCAUUUACAAACACACCCAAUAGUUAUUUAAAACAAUAUGAAAUUGGUGAAAUCUCAGUAUAUGAGCACCCAAAAUUUGUAGAAAAGAGUAAAUUUUAUUCAGUGUUAAAGGAAAGAGUAAGAAAGCAUUUUAAAGAUACCAAUCAAGAUCCAAAAAUUUCAAUAGGUAUUUUAUCUCGUUUAGCUUUAGUAUAUCUUUUGAUAUUUGUUUUUUAUUAUUUUGCACAUUUAUACAGCACAAAUUUCUUUUUCAAUUGUAUAAUGUCAUUUUGUUUUUCUAUUAGCAUGUCCUUAUUGUCUCUUCAUAUGAUGCACGAUAGUUGCCAUUUUGCUCUUACCCACAGCCCCAUAUUGUGGAAGCUCUUUGGUGCUACUUAUGACUUAUUUGUCGGUGCUUCUUUCUUUUAUUGGUCAAACCAACAUGUUGUGGGCCAUCAUGUUUAUACUAAUAUUAGAAAUGCUGAUCCAGAUAUCGGGGACAGUGAAGUCGAGUUUAGAAUUGUAACACCAUAUCAGCACCGUUAUUCUAUUUACCGUUUUCAACAUAUAUAUGCACCUCUUCUCUAUGGUUUAUACUCGAUAAAAUACCGUUUGUGUGACUAUACAGCUUUUAUUGAUGGUUAUAUAGGAAGAAUACGUUGUAAGAGACCCACUAGUUUCGAUAUAGGAGCAUUUAUAAUUGGAAAAAUAUUUUUCCUUUAUACUAGAUUUUAUUUACCUCUUCAAAUUCAUAGUUUUUCAAAUUAUAUUGUUUAUUUCUUUAUUGCGGAGUAUUUCUUUGGGGCAUAUUUAUCAUUUGGUUUUCAAGUAAGCCACUCUGCAGAUGAAUUAAAAAUUUCCGCCACACCAAGAUUACCAGAAGAACAGGUAGAAAUAGGGGAAGAUUGGGCUAUUCAUCAACUUAAAACCACAUUAGAUUAUGGUGCAGAUUCAUUACUAUGCCAUUUUUUCUCUGGAGGUGUAAAUUUGCAGGUAAUCCAUCACUUAUUCCCUUCUUUAAAUCAAGAGUAUUAUCCACAAAUUGUUCCAAUAGUGGAGCAGCUCUGUAAAGAAUUCAAUCUAAAGUAUAACUAUAAAGAUACUUUCACAGAAGCAUUAGUUUCUCAUAUUAAAUUUUUAUAUAAAAUGGGGAAUGAUCCAAAUUAUAUUCGUAAACCCUAUACAAAAAACGAUUAA
Molecule: messenger RNA, 1356 nt
Organism: Dictyostelium purpureum
Lineage: Eukaryota; Evosea; Eumycetozoa; Dictyosteliales; Dictyosteliaceae
Exons: 1
Coding region: 1-1356 (451 amino acids)
Biological process (GO): lipid metabolic process
Cellular component (GO): membrane
Molecular function (GO): oxidoreductase activity, acting on paired donors, with oxidation of a pair of donors resulting in the reduction of molecular oxygen to two molecules of water
Source: RefSeq, a predicted model, not a curated record